UGCUCCUUUGUCUAGAUAGGUGGCGACCCUGCUCGCGCAACUGUCGUCCAUUCUCAACAGUUAACAUUACUGUCGAAGAUGGCUGCAUCCACAUAAUAUAGUAAUAGUAAUUACGAAUUAAUUUCAGAAUUGUUUAUUUAUCAAAAUUAUGGUAUCAAAAUUGUGUUUCGUGCUGGUUCAACGAGUCUUUCGGAUCUAACGUGUUCUUCUUCUAAUACAACGGUUUGCCCAUCGAGUCUUUAUGGAUAACUGUGUUCCGUUACGUUUCGCUUCCAGUGCAUAUUACUUGUUGCAACUCGGUUGUAACCUUUCCACGUGCGCAUUUUAGAUUAAUAUUGUUUCUUUCUCGCGUUGAUCCUCGACAAACAAAUUGUUGACGUAAUGGCGGAUACGUUGCACAAAGAUGGAUAUGAAAUGUCAGCAAGUAUAGCUAUUCGUGGCGGAGGUGGUAACAUGGGAACUGAUAGCGAUAUGAAGCUAGAACCGUCUAGUCCUACAGAAAAGUACACAUUUUCCCGUUGUAGUAGUACUGGAUCAGUAAAUACACCAUCUUCGUCUGCGCAUAAUACAGAGGAUGAAGACAGUGAUAACAAAAGUUCAACUAUAAGUUACAAGGAACGCCGAAGGGAAGCUCAUACUCAAGCUGAACAAAAGCGAAGAGAUGCUAUUAAGAAAGGAUACGAUUCCCUUCAAGAUUUGGUUCCCACUUGUCAGCAUACCGAUUCGUCAGGUUAUAAAUUGUCUAAAGCUACUGUGCUUCAGAAAUCAAUCGAUUAUAUACAAUUUCUGUUGCAACAAAAAAAGAAACAAGAAGAAGAACGUAACGCCUUAAGAAAAGAAGUUGUUGCUUUGCGUAUUAUGCAAAAUAAUUAUGAGCAAAUUGUUAAAUCACAUCAGACUCAACCAGGUCACGCAGAAAUGCGUAUAUCCGAUGAAACCAAAUUUCAGGUGUUCCAGGCAAUUAUGGAUCGUUUGUUUCAAACUUUCAAUAACAUUUCUGUAGCAAAUUUUGCAGAAUUAUCUGGAUGUGUAUUCAGUUGGUUGGAAGAACAUUGUAAACCUCAGACCUUGGGAGAAGUGGUACUGUCGGUACUCCAGCAGCUUAACAGUCAAAUCAGCUAGUCGAGUAUAUUAAUAGAGUUCAUGAUUGCACAAUAUGUUUAUAAAAAUGUUUUGCUGGUACUUAGUUCAGUAACUGGUAGAGUUACCAAAAAAGAUGGGAACAUGUGUGUUUUAUGCAAUACGGGUAGCAUAAUAAGUGCACAAGAAAUACAAAUAGAAAUUUAUUUUAUAUAUUAAUAUAGUUGUAGAUAUAGCCAUGAAAUGUGGCACAGAAUUUCCUCAUGCCGUUGUUGGCGAUCGGACGAUGUUAAAUAUUUUUACCAGAGAUUUUUAUUACAGAAAUUUCGCCGCAUAUGUAUAUAUAUAUAUGUGUAUGAAUGUAUUCGAUUAUGUACAUAAUACAGACUAAUCUCCAAUACAGCUGCUUGAAAUAAACACCCAACCAUUUCUGUCUAUAUUUUAUAUCUUACAGUCAUAUCUUAGUUUUUAAUUAGUUUUCUCUCCAGUAUUGUCAAUUUUUUCUGAAACGUUUCUGUAAUGCAUAUACUUUUAUAUUUGAGUUACGUUCGAUUAAACUUUUUCAGAUUCUGUGGGCAUGCUUUCUCCUUGAGUAAUGUCGUUUAAGAGUAUUGCAUCCAAUCUGGGUCUGUUCGGGUCAUCGGGUUCGUGAUGAGGACUGCGAGCGCGUCUCCUCUUUGUUCUGUCUUCUGGUCUACAGCAUAGGUCACGAAAAAUGCAGGCAUAACAAGCCAGUAUUACGCUCAUCAUCAUUAAACCUCCAAUCGCGAGAAUGACUACCAAAAAUAUCGAUAUUUCGUCACCCAUGUUACAUUAUAUUUCUUCGCGGCCAAUAUUUAAAUGAUCUGAAACAAAAAUUAAUACAUUUUAAUUUUUUUUUAUAUGUAAACAGGGUUGGACUUAAAUUUUUAUUUAAACAGUAGAGGAAAGU
Molecule: messenger RNA, 2011 nt
Organism: Nomia melanderi (Alkali bee)
Lineage: Eukaryota; Metazoa; Arthropoda; Insecta; Hymenoptera; Halictidae
Gene: bigmax
Product: helix-loop-helix-leucine zipper transcription factor bigmax
Biological process (GO): regulation of transcription by RNA polymerase II
Cellular component (GO): nucleus
Molecular function (GO): DNA-binding transcription factor activity, RNA polymerase II-specific; RNA polymerase II cis-regulatory region sequence-specific DNA binding; protein dimerization activity
Source: RefSeq, a predicted model, not a curated record